UGGUCAAUUGGCGACGUGAUCAAUGGUCCGGGUGCUACUCGGCAGCGUCGAGCGUUUGCGCAGAAAACCAUUGCGCAUGCCUGCGCGAUGCCAUUGCGCAAGAUUCAAAAUGAGUUCGACUCCAGCUUCUUACGACGGAUAACAAACAUGAAAACUAUUGCACAUGCUUGCGCGGUGUCAUUGCGCAGGAUUCAAAAUGAGUUCGACUCCAGCUUCUUACAACGAACAUGGUGAACUCGAAUUCGUUCUAAAUCUGCGCAAUGGUACCGGUAAUGGUUUUCUGCGCAGACGCUCGAUGCUCGAUGCUGCCAUCUGUCAUAUGUCCAAAGACACCUUUACGGUUGAUUACAAUAGCCCACAUGUUUGUAGUUGCGCGCACCGUCAACUGUGUACCGCCCUGUUUUGGAGAGAUCGAGCAUCGAGCACGCAUAUGAGAAAUUCUACACGCGCUUUUGACGCCGCAUGACUUGUUCGCAGCAGCACGCAUACUAAUUCGACUGCCCGCAAAGCUCCAGCGAACGCUUCGGUGAAUCCAAUCGCCGAGACAGUCUAUCAGAACGUGGGGUAAAAGAGUCGGUAUAAAGCUGAACAGAGCAAUCGUCUGCCACAGCGAGCCAACAUGCAGGAAUCUCAGCCGAAAAAGGGCAAGAAAGCUAGAAGAAAGCGCAAUGAUAGUGACGAAGACAUUGAACAAGUAUUGGCAGAGUUGGCACUGGAAUAUUCUGGAGAGAAAUCAGUUGAUGACAAUAAAAUUGAAGACAAGUCGGAAUCAAAUGAACAAAAGAUUAAUGAUGAAGAUAAAAAGAAAAAAGGGAAAAAGGAUAAGAAGAAGGAAAAGGUUGAAAAGGAUGAUAUUAAAGAUGAAACUACAGACAAUAAUAUAAUAGAACCAGAAUUAAAUGAUACUAAUAUGGACACUGAAGUUAGUACUGUAAAAACAGCGGCGCAAAAGAAAAAGGAAAAGAAAGAAAGGGAAAAGCAAAAAAAAUUAGCUCAAAAGAAAGUUGAAAUUUCUAAGGACGUUAACAAGAAUGCAGAGAAUGGUGAAGCUACAGCCUUUGAUGAGAAAAAAAAUGAUAAAGUGGUAUCUGAAAAGAAGCAGGACAAUGUGGAAGCUGAUGGUGAUGUUGAACCAGAAGAGGGUUCAAAGAAAAAAAAGAAAAAAGCCAAGGAAGAAACUAAAGAGAAAGAGAAAGGCAAAGGUCCUGGGAAGAAAACUAUUGCUGCUAUGCAAGAGGCUUUAAGGAAAUUGAAAGAAGAGGAAGAAAGAUUAAAACGCGAGGAAGAGGAAAGGAUACGGCAAGAGGAAUUACGAGAGCAAGCAAGACUGGAACAAUUACGACUUGAACAGGAGCGUAAAGAGAAGAAGAAAUUGAAAGAAAAACAACGAAAAGAGAGACUCAAGGCAGAAGGAAAGUUUUUAACUACAAAACAAAAGCAGGACAGAGCUAGAGCACAAGCGAUGAUUGAAGCGCUUAAAGCUCAGGGUCUUGACUUGCCAGAUGUAGGAGAAAAAAAGCCUAGACCAGGAACUCGAGUCAGGCCAAACAAAAUGAAACAACAAAGUAGUAUAGAGAAGAAAGAAGAAGAAAAAGUUGAGACACCAGCAGCUCAAGUGCAAGUAGAAAUUAUAGAUGAACCAGUAAAAGAAGUAAACGAGGAAAGGAAGGAAGAAGAUGACGUCAAGGAUUCAUGGGAUGCUGAUACCACUGAAGAUGAACAGGAAGAUGAAGAUAAAUCGGACGAUAUCCUCAAGAUACCCGAAACAGCAGAAGAAACUGUUCGAAAAGUAUCGACUGAAUCGGAAAAGAAAGAAUCUUCCGAAAGUGAAAUAGAAAGCGAAAGUGGGAGUGAAUCUGAAUCUGAAGAAGAUACUGAACAAGACAGUGAGGUAGAGGAUAGAGUGCCAGAUGCCGCACGUAAAAAGGAACGUGCGAAAGAACGAAUUCAAAAUCGUCGUAUAGAAGCUGAAAAGAAGAAAUCUUUGGAUAAUCUGAGAGCUGCCGUAGUCUGUGUCUUAGGCCAUGUAGAUACUGGCAAAACCAAAAUUCUAGAUAAACUUAGGAGAACGAAUGUACAGGAUGGAGAAGCUGGUGGUAUAACUCAACAAAUCGGUGCUACUAAUGUACCGAUUGAAGCUAUCCAAGAUUCGACAAAGCAUGUAAAAGGCUUUGCUGAUAAGAAAUUUAAAAUUCCUGGUCUCUUGAUCAUAGAUACGCCUGGUCACGAAUCAUUUAGUAACCUCAGGAGCAGAGGGUCUUCUCUUUGCGAUAUAGCAAUUUUAGUUGUAGAUAUUAUGCAUGGAUUGGAACCACAAACUCUAGAGAGUAUCAAUUUAUUAAAAACAAAAAAAUGUCCUUUUGUUGUUGCUCUUAAUAAAAUUGACAGGUUAUACGAUUGGCAAACUAUGAGCCGUAAAGAUGUUCAAGAUAUAGUAAAGAAUCAAGCACCUAAUACUCAGCGAGAAUUUGAAAAGCGAUCAAAGGAAGUAAUUGUACAGUUUGCUGAACAAGGUCUCAAUGCGGCAUUGUAUUAUGAGAAUCCAGAUCCUAGGAAUUAUGUAUCAUUAGUUCCUACUAGUGCUAUAACAGGCGAAGGCAUGGGUAAUCUACUGGCGUUAAUAGUCGAUGCCUGUCAGGGUCCUCUAGCUAAGAGAUUGAUGUACAGCGAAGAACUUCAGGCUACUGUAUUGGAGGUUAAAGCAUUGCCUGGACUCGGCACUACAAUAGACUGUAUUCUAGUCAAUGGAAUAUUAAAAGAAGGUGAUACAGUUAUUAUUGCUGGGACAGAUGGGCCUAUUGUAACGCAAAUUCGCUCGCUUCUUAUGCCACAACCAUUAAAGGAAUUAAGAGUUAAGAGUGCUUACAUUGAACAUCGCGAAGUCAAAGCAGCUCAAGGAAUAAAAAUUGCUGCAAAGGACUUGGAGAAAGCCAUUGCUGGAUUAAAUUUGCAAGUUGCACAAAAGCCAGAUGAAGUGGAUGUAUUAAAAGAAGAAAUAGCAAAGGAAUUAACUAGUGCUCUUGGAAAUAUACGGUUAGCCGAACGAGGGGUUUAUGUUCAGGCAUCAACUUUGGGAGCUCUUGAAGCAUUACUAGACUUUUUGAAGAGCAGUAAAAUACCGUACUCUGGAAUUCGUAUCGGCCCGGUUGUCAAGAAAGAUGUCAUGAAAGCCUCUAUUAUGCUGGAACACGAUAGCCAAUAUGCUACGAUCCUCGCGUUUGACGUGAAAAUCGAAAAGGAUGCGCAGGAACUGGCAGACGCGCAAGGUGUGAAGAUCUUCCAGGCGGACAUUAUUUAUCACUUGUUCGACAAAUUCACCAACUACAGGGAAGAACUGAAGCAACGCAAGCGAGACGAGAACAAGCACAUUGCUGUGUUCCCGUGCAAGCUAAAGAUUCUGCCGCAGUACGUAUUCAACUCGAGGGAUCCGAUCGUGAUGGGCGUGAUGGUCGAGGCUGGAAUCGUCAAAGAAGGAACGCCACUCUGCGUCCCGAGCAAAGACUUUGUUGACUUGGGCAUGGUAACUAGCAUAGAAUACAAUCACAAAUCUGUGGAAUCGGCCAGGAAAGGUCAAGAGGUGUGUAUCAAAAUUGAGCCUGUACCGGGAGAAGCUCCGAAAAUGUUUGGUCGUCACUUUGAAGCGAAAGAUUUUCUCGUCAGCAAGAUAAGCAGACAGAGCAUAGACGCCUGCAAGGAAUACUUUAGAGACGAUUUGCUGAAAACCGAUUGGCAGCUCAUGGUGGAACUGAAAAAACUCUUCCAGAUACUCUAGGAUAUGAUGAGAAUCACGAUAGCGGCAUUAUCCAAGGACCUCUUGCUUUUCCGGCGCCUGUUCGGCAAGAAGUUUGGCUCGCCAACGGGUUCCACGUCGCAAACCCGAAUGUACGUCUCCUGCAUCGUCGUCAGAUCAACAAUUUCGAUCAUCAAGAAUAUUAUAUCGUUAAAAUAUGCAUCGACAGUGUGAACGACAAUGUUGGAAAUUUCCUCCAUUUUGAUUGCGAAUCGACGCUUCUUCCAUCCUUUCAUGCUUCCGCCGAAAGUAUCAGGCGUUUAAGACUUAUGUUAAAGAGCGUGCAAAGACGAAACUUAAACUCGUCCACGUCCUCGCAAAAUCGCAUGCUCGAUUCGCAAAGUCUCGGAGACAAUCGACAGAGGAGGUGCGAUUGGAUUCGGUGAUUGCAUUCGGAGUAUUUACAGAGUACCUCGAAGUACUUUUAUAUCCUGUCGACGAUGAGAAUGAAGAAAAGGUUAGAGCCAGUCGCAUCGGAGAUGAAGCUUCUUGGAAGUGCGCGAUCGCGAAAAGGAGAGAGUCACUCCGGAUGGAAUGUCGUGGGUGGCAACGACGUUGUAGAUACGUGGAAAAGUGGAGAUAUAGAAAGAAGAGAGAAAGAGAGGAGGAGAGGGGAUGAAGAAACACAUAGCUCUAAUGAAUGAAAGAAUCGUGCGAAAACCUCAUCUGUUUUGUAUAUGUAAUCUCUUUGUAUAAGACGAAUAAAAUAUAUACUGGGAA
This is a messenger RNA of Camponotus floridanus (Florida carpenter ant), 4510 nucleotides long. RefSeq names its product eukaryotic translation initiation factor 5B (gene eIF5B). Gene Ontology annotation, molecular function: translation initiation factor activity; GTP binding; GTPase activity. The record is from RefSeq and is a predicted model, not a curated record. Lineage: Eukaryota; Metazoa; Arthropoda; Insecta; Hymenoptera; Formicidae. The transcript is spliced from 18 exons. The coding region runs from base 620 to 3772 and encodes 1050 amino acids.